This is a messenger RNA of Talaromyces stipitatus ATCC 10500, 2421 nucleotides long. Its product is annotated as reverse transcriptase, putative. Lineage: Eukaryota; Fungi; Ascomycota; Eurotiomycetes; Eurotiales; Trichocomaceae. The transcript is spliced from 4 exons. The coding region runs from base 1 to 2421 and encodes 806 amino acids. The record is from RefSeq and is a predicted model, not a curated record. Gene Ontology annotation, molecular function: nucleic acid binding; RNA-DNA hybrid ribonuclease activity.
AUGGCAACACAAAUGAAGGAUGUCUUCAAUAUAAGUAAAUGGCAUAAGUCCACAGGCACCUUCCAAAGCCCUCCACUAAAGGAUCCACUGAGACCCAACAGCUUCCCAGCAGUUACUAUACAUGAGAAACGAGACGUACUAGUCCGUAAUCUUCUCCAAAACUCGGCUGAGGCAGGAGACAUACCGUUGGACUCCCCAGCAGUCCCUACCACUAGUCUCUACUUCCCAGACAUAUCAAUGAUACAGGUGGAGGAGUCAGUACUUCAGGCAGGAAACACAGCCCCUGGCUUAGACGAAAUCCUAACCUGCAUACUGAAAGUGGCAUGGCCUCUAAUCAAGGAUAAGGUACUAAUAUUAUACCAAGGACCGAUCGCUCUCCUAUCAGUUCUUGGCAAAGGACUUGAGCGCUUGGUGGCACGGAAUAUGGCAUGGACCUCUAUACACCACAAAGUAUUAGCAAGGCAACAGUUUGGGGCUCUCCCACUAAGAUCUGCAAAUGAUCUAACCACAUGCCUAACACAUGAUGUUCAACAAGCACUAAAUCAAGGCAUGACUGCCUCACUCCUUACCCUAGAUGUCAAGGGCGCUUUUGAUGCCGUGCUUCCCGGCAGACUCAUCCGUAGAUUACGUGAGCAGGGCUGGCCCACCAAUCUUGUUCUCUGGAUUGCCUCCUUUGCUACUGGAUUUGGUUACGCAGACGACGCAGCUAACCUGGCAAUCUCAACAUCUCUUGCUACUAACUGCGAAGCAUUAUCAGACUCACUACAAGAAGCUCUAAACUGGGGCGCUGCAGAAGGCAUUACAUUUGCACCAGAUAAAUACGAGCUUCUUCACUUCUCCCGACAUAAAGCAGACCAGGACCCAACCUGCACACCUUCAGUAAAAGCUGGAUCUAUCAUAAUCUCAGAAAAUACUAAACGGCUAUAUCUACGUUGGCUAGGAAUCCUCUUUGACAAAAAGCUAACGUUUAAAUGGCACGUUGGUGAAACAGCAGCUAAAGCCCUCACUGUGGCUAAUGCCCUUCGCUCUCUAGGGAAUACUAUCCGUGGAGUCAAACCUUAUUUACUACAGCAGGCUAUAUUAGCCUGUGUACUCCAUAAAGCAUACUAUGGCGCAGAAACCUGGUGGCCAGGACGUACUCGCCCUGGGCCUUCCCAAAUUUCAAAUCGAGUUGGAGAACAUCUUGAGAAACUAACCAAAUCUGGAUUCUCUCCGCCAGAAAUUGAACUAGAUCAAAUAGCCCUCCAAACAUUGGUCCGCCUACGGCGUCUUGAUCCAUACCACCCACUCCGAAGACGCGCAGAACAGAUAGCCAGAGAUGGCCGACAAACCAGUCGAUUUGCCCGCCGAGUGCUGGCGCUCCCCAACUCUGAACAAAUAAACCCUCUACAACAUGCUCCCUGGUACCCUCGUGAGUCACGCAAGAGUGCCCUAGCCCAAAUAGGAGCUCCCAUGGGACGCACUAAGGAACAGGCAGCGGCUAACUUCACGGCUUUUCAAUGCACCAUCCCUAGCUCGGAUAUUGUAAUCUUUUCAGAUGGAUCUAGGCUGAUAGAUGGACGUGCAGGGGGUGGCUACAUUGGAUUUCAAGCACACCAUCAGUUCCUCCGCUCCUCACUCUCAUACGGACAUGGGAAAGAGGUCUUUGACACAGAAGCAGAAGCUGCCCUUGCUGGUGCUCAAGCAGCAAUAGCAUACCCAACAGCUCAAUUUGCUACCAACCUAUGGAUCUGUCUCGACAACCUAGAAGUUGCCACGCGCCUCCUAUCCCCCUCUACAGGAUCCUCUCAAGAGGUCUUUGAAUCCUUUCGCACCCUUGCAGCCGCCUGGCCACUACGCGAAAGGCUUCCACACACCAAAAGUGGAUCAAUCCAAAUCCGAUGGGUCCCUGGACACACUAAAAUCCCUAAGAAUGAAGCAGCUGAUCUCGCUGCCAAGGAAGGAGCUGUCUCUAUCCCCCCCUCUCCAUACAAGUCCUCAUAUGCCUCGCUAAAGAGAUACGCCAAGACUCAAUCUCUUUCCGCUGCUCAGACACGGUGGCAGACUGUAGCACCACAGACAUACCAAGAUCUAGAAAUAACUACAUCUCCUAAACGCCCUGGAGAGCUUCAACUUAACCGACUUGACCUUAGCCGUAUCAUAGCGGCCCGUACUGGUCAUGGAGACUUUGCGGAUUACCACGAGCGCUUUAAUCAUGAUGAUGCUUAUCUUCUCUGUCGAUGUAGAGCACGAAAAGCACCUCUACAUUUCUUCUUCUGCCAUAUAGCUAAGAGACGAGCCCCUCGUCCACCUGGACCCCCUUCUGAAGUUAUCUCUUUUCUUUUAGGCACUGCGAAAGGAACACGAAAACUAGCCUCAUGGCUAGCAGAGACCCGUUUCUUUGAGGAUAUCUGUCCUCGCCAACCUCUCCUUAGCACCUAG